Molecule: messenger RNA, 1707 nt
Organism: Hirsutella rhossiliensis
Lineage: Eukaryota; Fungi; Ascomycota; Sordariomycetes; Hypocreales; Ophiocordycipitaceae
Product: ZIP zinc transporter domain-containing protein
Exons: 2
Coding region: 1-1707 (568 amino acids)
Biological process (GO): zinc ion transmembrane transport
Cellular component (GO): plasma membrane
Molecular function (GO): zinc ion transmembrane transporter activity
Source: RefSeq, a predicted model, not a curated record
AUGAUCUGCCUCGACAAGGCCGACGAGGCCACCCUCCGCCACCUCACCUGGAACCAGAGCCCGCCCGCCCUGGCCGCCGAUCAAACCACCUGCCAGGACCUCAACGGCAUCUCCAACAAGCGCCAGUACGUCGCCGCCGGCCAGGACGAUGACAGUGGCGGCGGCGGCGGCGCACUCGGACCCGGUGCCGCCUCCGAUGACGGGGCACGCCAGCAUCUGCGCCGGCCCGGGUCCGUGGCCGCGGCUCCGGGCGCGGGACGAUGGUUCAACGGACCAUCCUCGCCUCUCCAGGCGGCUGCUGGCGGUGAUGGCCACCUCCGUCUUGCCCGGGUGCCCUCCUCCGAGGCGCGCCUCUGGAGCUGGACCACCUGGAUCCUCUCUGUUCUCUUCUCCUCCUGUCUUCUUUCGUCCAUGACCGCGCUCGCCAACUGGUCUCCCCUGCCGCAUCUUGACGCCAUCACUGCCGCUGCCAAUGCCACGCCCAUUGCUGAUCACCAUGGCCCGCCGCCCGUCUCCCUGCGCCUCCAUCUGCCUCGGGCCGCCCUGAGCAGACGCGCCACCUGUGCCGCCGCCGGCGUCGACCACGUCGAGUACAACACGCCGCUCCACGUCGGCGCCCUCCUCAUCAUCUGGUUCGUCUCGUCCCUGGGCUGCUGCUUCCCCAUCAUGGCCGCCAAGUUCCCCGGCCUGCGCAUUCCGAGGCGCUUCUUCUUCGCCGUCCGCCACUUCGGCACCGGCGUCCUCAUCGCCACCGCCUUCGUCCACCUCCUGCCCACGGCCUUUGUCUCCCUCGGCAACCCCUGCCUCGGCGAGUUCUGGACCAAAAAGUACCAGGCCAUGCCGGGCGCCAUUGCCCUGGCCGCCAUCUUCCUCGUCACCGUCAUCGAGAUGGUCCUGCAUCCCUCGCGCCACGUCCCCCCGCCGCCUCUCGUCUCGGGCACCGCUGCCAGUGGCCAUGCGGCUCCCGACGGCCACGGCCCCGGCCGCCAUCUCUGCUCCGGCACCGCCAUGCUCCCCUUUCGCGACAUGGGACCCCUGCGCGGCCGGGCCUCGAGCAUGGCGCAGGGCCUGUCGCAGCUCAACAACAGCCCUGCCGUCGACGGCAACCAAGACGGGGCUGACGCCGACGCCGACGAGCAGCCCAAGCCCGAGCACGAGCCCGAGCACGACGGGAGCGAGUCCCGCCAGGAGCAGCAGCUGUCGCCCGAGCUCAAGCGCCGCAAGGAGCGCCUGCAGUGCAUCCUGCUCGAGAUGGGCAUCCUCUUCCACAGCGUCUUCAUCGGCAUGGCCCUCAGCGUCUCCGUCGGCACCGACUUUGUCGUCCUGCUCAUCGCCAUCGUCUUCCACCAGACCUUUGAGGGGCUGGCCCUGGGCGCCCGCAUCGCCGCCAUUGAGUGGGAGCACAAGAAGUGGCAGCCGUGGAUCAUGGCCCUCACCUACGGCUGUACCACGCCCAUUGGCCAGGCGCUCGGCCUGGCCACGCACACGCUCUACAGCCCAGACUCCGAGGUCGGCCUCAUCGUCGUUGGCGUCAUGAAUGCCAUCUCGGCCGGCCUGCUGACGUUUGCCUCGCUCGUCGAGCUGCUGUCCGAGGACUUUCUCAGCGACGAGAGCUGGCGCUUCCUGCGUGGCAAGGCGCGUGUGGGCGCCUGCGUCCUUGUCUUCCUCGGCGCCUUUUUCAUGAGCCUGGUUGGCGCUUGGGCGUAA